AGAGCUGGCCGGGCCCUCAGACGUACUCCAGUGGCCGAGCGGGAGGGUUGCGUCUUGCCCGAUACUCACCCACUGGCUGCCUCACGCCCUCGCCGCUCUUACCUCUCGCCCGCCGCCCUACCGCAGUGUCGAGCUGCCUCACAACCUCUCCUGCAGGAAUCUUGUCCCCGCCGUCGAGUGUGUGCUUUUCUGCCAUUCGGGAAUAACCGUGCAUGGUGAGUGUCCUUCGGUGUCCUCGGCGGCGCUUCGAGGCAGGAAGUGGACUUACACCUUUUAGCCGGCAGUUCCAGGUACACCUCGCCGCGGCAGAUGUAAACAGAGGGCUCGUGUGUGCUGGCGCAGCAGCAGCCUGGGAAGUGGCCCUCGGCAUGGUAGCGGGGCGGCAUCUCGCCACCACUAUGCUUCCCGAUGGUCGCUCUCUGUGCUAAGGACGUCUCACUCGCACUGGCCGGUGAGUCAAGAGGCAACGCGAGGGGGGACAAAUACAGUCGGGAGCGCCAGACCCCUUCACGCCCACGCUUCUGGUCACUGGCAGCAGCAGUGAAGGUGGGCGGGCCGGGACCGCGGGUGACCCGUCGGCAAUGUGAAGAUGAAGGCCGCCCCCGCCCCGGCAGGGGACCCGCUCCCCUCACGCACGCCGGCUCCGUCAGCGCUACCGGGGGCCGCCCCUGGGGGAGGCGCGCCGCCCUCCAACACCGCCAGCACCGAUACUACCUCCACCAGCGGUAGUGGGAGCGAAGGCGGUGGGCGGUGGGCGGCGGCGAUUCUCCUCCUGACGCAUGUUGUAGAGCUGGCGGCCAUGGGCGCUGCCAUCCUCACCCGCAGCGUCCCCGAGACUCAGCUCGAGGCAGAGCCCUGGAGCGCGCCCUUCCUCCCCCUGCAGGUGACGGUGGCGGCCGCCCCGCUCGCCGUCAUCACGGCCAUCUCCCUCGUGUGGGCGGUGCGGGCGCAGGACUUCUCCGGCAGGGCCACGGCGCGGAUGCUGUGCUGGCUCCUGCACGUUCUGCAGGCGUCCAUCCUGUGGCGCUUUCUGAAGGUACACCUGGCGUUCGACCCGAGCGACGUGGCCGAGCUGGGGACCCUGCGCUUCGUGCAGGUGCACGUGCACACGCUGCCCUUCUUGGUGGUGCACGUGGCCAUCAUCCUGGGCGGCACGACGGCCCCGGGCGUGGCCAGCGUCCUGGUGGCGGCGGCCAUGGUGGUGUCCGUCGUGGUCGCCAUCGUCGUGUCCACCACCGCCUCCCACAGCUCGCGCCCUUCGUCCCUCACCCCGCCCACCAUAACGCAGGUCGCCCACAACCCCAUCCACGGCCAGGGCCCAGAGCACAACCAUGACGCCGCCGCUCGCGUCGUGAUCCUCUUCUGCCUGCACGUGAGCUGGGCCAGCGUUUUGGUCCUCGUGCACUGGCUGGGCGCCCUCGUGUGGCUCGGCCUGCAGGAGGAGCUCGAGCCGACGACGCUCGGGCCCUUCCGCAAGAUCCUGCGCCGCGCCUUCCUGGCUUACCUCCUGCUGUGGGAUUUCCACGUGUUCCGCGACGACGCCUCCGCCAUGACGGUGUGCGCCCGCCCGCGCCUCCCCGCCGCCUACUACACCAUCACGGCCAUCCAGAACGUGGCGGUGACAGCCACGUGGUACAGCGCGGGGAAAGCCACCCUGCCUGUCAUCCGCACCGCCGCCAUCUCGUCCGUGCUGGCCGCCCAGGCCGUGGCAUUACUGCUCUUGGCGCUCUCCUACCUCUACUGCUCCUCGCUUCUGCCGUCGUGGCCUCGCAAUAAGGCCUCCGCCCUCGCCAGGACGGCCUCACUAGUCACCCCCUGCGCCAAGGUCGCCCCUCCAGCCACCCCGCCUGCGGACACCCCGGAGCACCACGACAACGGCUCCUACGUGGACUUCAAGGACGUAGAAGACGGCGUCGUGCCAGAAGUGAGCAAGGCCAAGGCGGAUCCAGAGGACCUGAGGGAGGUGGUUCUGACGCCCAUGAAGAGCCUUAUGUUCAGCUUCUCCCACGACAUUCUCCCCCCUCGCCUGGCCAAGUCCGAGAGGUCGUCCACAGACAACGGGUCCUUCAACUCCCGCAACACAAACACGCUCCCGCCGCAGCUGCCCCCGGAGUACGACCUGCUGCACAGGGCUCACGGUUCCUUCUCAGACAGCUUCAGUUCGCUGUCGUGCGGCACCAUCAACCGCGCCACCACCAGCGCCAGGGCCAUGGCCACCCAGGACCCCCGCUCGUCGCGCACUCCGCCCCCGACGGCGAAGGUCUCCUUCGCCUCACACACGUCCUGCAGGAACGGCUUCUGCCACUGCAAACUGUUCGACGGGAUCGAAGGGCCGUGCGACGUGCGAGGUCGAGCAGCGGCGGGAAGCUCAGCCUGACCCGGGCCGAGUAGACGAGGAUGUCGAGUGCGACGUUGCGAGGCAGUGCCACGAGUACAAGACCAAGAUCCAGGCGUCCGGCGUGUCGCACAUCUUCAAGGCGCCGCCCGAGGCUACCUGCGAGUCGGCGCCCCGCGUGGCCCUCGUGCGCGGUGUCCAGAGGUUCCGCGUGGUGUGCGCCGCCUGCCUUCACGCCCACGACCCGCUCCUCACCAGUUGCCUCGCCCACGCCUCCCCCCCAGAACCACCGGUGCUCUCAGGAUACCAAACGACGCCUUUGGCGCGGAGUCACGUGGCGCGAGGCUCCCUGAGCCGCUCCUGCGAGGGCUUGGGCGGAGGCUCGAGCACCGACUACCCGUCGGACACGGAGGUCACGGCCACGGCGGACACUCUGAGCUCGGCGUCCGCAGACUCCCACUCCACCUACACCACCUGGCCAGUGGGUCGCGGGCCCGGCAUGGCGCGGCUCCUACAGCUGCACCCCGGAUCACACGACUAUGUGACCGCGUGGCUCCGGCACCAGCAAGCCCGGGGACCGCGCGCCCCCCCACCCCCGCCGCCUCAGGGACCCCAUGAGUCAUCUCACUCUACCACCCCCGACCCCCCCACCCGUCGCCAGCGCCGCCUGCGCCGCCACCUGCCUCGCCCCCCGCGCCACAAGGACCCUCCGCCGCCGCACCUCCUGCAGGACCUGGAGACGGUAGUCUGAGGCUCGCCGCUCUCUCCGGGAGGCCCUCGGAGUGGAGCCCUUGGAGUCGCCGCGAGUGAGUGUUCCAAAUGACUG
Penaeus monodon (black tiger shrimp) is the source of this 3161-nucleotide messenger RNA. RefSeq lists its product as uncharacterized. The record is from RefSeq and is a predicted model, not a curated record. Gene Ontology annotation, cellular component: plasma membrane. Gene Ontology annotation, biological process: phosphatidylserine exposure on apoptotic cell surface; engulfment of apoptotic cell; apoptotic process involved in development. NCBI's taxonomy places the organism in Eukaryota, Metazoa, Arthropoda, Malacostraca, Decapoda, Penaeidae.